Molecule: messenger RNA, 774 nt
Organism: Actinia tenebrosa (Australian red waratah sea anemone)
Lineage: Eukaryota; Metazoa; Cnidaria; Anthozoa; Actiniaria; Actiniidae
Product: BLOC-1-related complex subunit 8 homolog
Cellular component (GO): BORC complex
Source: RefSeq, a predicted model, not a curated record
CCCAGGAGGAUCUGGGAAGAAGAAUGUACGAAAACAAAAUGGCGUACGAAGUAGAGUGGUACAAAUGAUCGACACAGCAGAAAUAUUUGUUGCAGAAGCUAUGCUUGAUGGCCAGAUGUUUAACAUUGAUAGUGAUAUGUCGGCCGGAAUGCACGUACAACAUCCUGAAACAGAGUUUAGGUUGAAAAAAGUAUCUGAAAAGUUUAUAGAGAGCAUUCAUUUGAUGGUAAAUGAACCUUCAGUGGGUUUAUUCAGAAUACAUGAACAUGUUCGAAGGUCGGUCCCACAAAUAGUGGAUAAAAAGUUAGAAAUGCAGAAUUUUCAAAAAAAAAUUCAUGGAGUUUGCUAUGACUUAGAUUAUUCUAUAAGGACAGUGCAGUCAAUGCAGAAGAUUCCCCAUUUCACCAUAAUCCAGGAGUGUCUAAGAAGUGCUAUAGCUUCAAAGCAAAAUCUGGAUGCAGCAAAAAAUCAAAGAAGAACAAUGAAAUAUGACAGCCAUCGUAUUGAUGAAGAGCCUGUUGUGAUUGGUCCUCCACAAGCCGAAGUAGAGGGUUCCAUUUGUCCUAACUGUAUGAAGAUAUGGAAUAGUCAAGAUGAGUUGAUAAUACAUUGGCAAAACGAACAUGCCACACAAGAGACCCCUAUUAACACCGAGGUUGCCGUGCCCGCAGAACAAGAUAACAAUAUUUCUUAAUUGAUUAUUUGAUUGAUUAAUUCAUGAAUAAUUUAAUCAAAGGGUUAGUUUGUUGGUUGAUUGAUUGAUUAAUUGAUUAA